Messenger RNA from Procambarus clarkii (red swamp crayfish), 1575 nucleotides. RefSeq names its product trichohyalin-like. Lineage: Eukaryota; Metazoa; Arthropoda; Malacostraca; Decapoda; Cambaridae. The record is from RefSeq and is a predicted model, not a curated record.
GAGGCAGCAAGAGAACGACAGGAGGCAGCAGAGAACGGCAGGAGGCAGCAGAGAACGGCAGGAGGCAGCAGAGAACGGCAGGAGGCAGCAGAGAACGGCAGGAGGCAGCAGAGAACGGCAGGAGGCAGCAGAGAACGACAGGAGGCAGCAGAGAACGGCAGGAGGCAGCAGAGAACGGCAGGAGGCAGCAGAGAACGACAGGAGGCAGCAGAGAACGGCAGGAGGCAGCAAGAGAACGACAGGAGGCAGCAGAGAACGACAAGAGGCAGCAGAGAACGGCAGGAGGCAGCAGAGAACGGCAGGAGGCAGCAGCGAACGGCAGGAGGCAGGAGAGAACGGCAGGAGGCAGGAGAGAACGGCAGGAGGCAGCAAGAGAACGGCAGGAGGCCACAGAGAACGGCAGGAGGCAGCAGAGAACGGCAGGAGGCAGCAAGAGAACGACAGGAGGCAGCAGAGAACGACAGGAGGCAGCAGAGAACGGCAGGAGGCAGCAGAGAACGGCAGGAGGCAGCAAGAGAACGGCAGGAGGCAGCAGAGAACGACAGGAGGCAGCAGAGAACGGCAGGAGGCAGCAAGAGAACGGCAGGAGGCAGCAAGAGAACGGCAGGAGGCAGCAGAGAACGAAAGGAGGCAGCAAGAGAACGGCAGGAGGCAGCAAGAGAACGGCAGGAGGCAGCAGAGAACGACAGGAGGCAGCAGAGAACGGCAGGAGGCAGCAGAGAACGGCAGGAGGCAGCAAGAGAACGACAGGAGGCAGCAGAGAACGACAGGAGGCAGCAAGAGAACGGCAGAAGGCAGCAAGAGAACGGCAGGAGGCAGCAGAGAACGACAGGAGGCAGCAGAGAACGGCAGGAGGCAGCAGAGAACGGCAGGAGGUUGGAGAGAAUGACGGGAGGCAGCAAGAGAACGGCAGGAGGCAGCAGAGAACGGCAGGAGGCAGCAAGAGAACGACAGGAGGCAGCAGAGAACGGCAGGAGGCAGGAGAGAACGACAGGAGGCAGCAGAGAACGGCAGGAGGCAGCAGAGAACGGCAGGAGGCAGCAGAGAACGACAGGAGGCAGCAGAGAACGACAGGAGGCAGCAGAGAACGACAGGAGGCAGCAGAGAACGACAGGAGGCAGCAGAAAACGACAAGAGGCAGGAGAGAACGACAAGAGGCAGGAGAGAACGGCAGGAGGCAGCAGAGAACGGCAGGAGGCAGCAGAGAACGACAGGAGGCAGCAGAGAACGACAGGAGGCAGCAGAGAACGACAGGAGGCAGCAGAGAACGACAGGAGGCAGCAGAAAACGACAAGAGGCAGGAGAGAACAACAAGAGGCAGGAGAGAACGGCAGGAGGCAGCAGAGAACGGCAGGAGGCAGCAGAGAACGACAAGAGGAAGCAGAGAACGACAGGAGGCAGCAGAGAACGACAGGAGGCAGCAGAGAACGACAGGAGGCAGCAGAGAACGACAGGAGGAAGCAGAAAACGACAAGAGGCAGGAGAGAACGACAAGAGGCAGGAGAGACCACCUGGAGGCAGAAGAGAACGCUAGGAAGCAGGGAACCAUCUGUAGAAAGCACCAAGGCAUUAUGA